GUCCUAUCACCUUCAAUAAAGAAAGACGAAUGUUUAUAAAAUAUUUUUAGUAAACACGUUUUUCCAGGUUGCUUCAUAAAUUGCGCAAAUGUUGGAACUCCGCACCGAGCUCCUCCCCAGGUAAUAGUUGGACUGUCUGUUGCGAUUGGCUCUUUCUUACUGGAAGGCGGGACUUCCUUCGGUUUAACCGCACAGUGUAUUAGUGUCAGUAACAAAGCGGAGUCUUGACGGUGUCGAUCGUCUUUGGCCGGAGCGAACUGUAAUUUAAUAUGGACUGUUGGUUUUUGCAGCUCUGUCUAUUCUUUCGGCUUUUCGGUGGUGUGUUGGGUGCUGAGACGGUGCGUGUGAAGCAGGGAGAUUCAGUCAUUCUUCACACUGGUGCGACAGGAAUACAGUCUUAUUAUAAUUUAAUCUGGAUGUUUGGACCUGAAGACACCAUCAUUGCUGAACUGCCUAGUUUUCAACUGACUUUUGUUUUUCCUAAUAACGGAUUCGGAAACGGACUGGUACUGAACGAGAAGACUGGGUCUCUCGCCAUCUUUAACAUCAACACAGAUUACUCAGGGGUUUAUACAGUAAUUAUCUCCACCCCUAAACUGGACCUAAUCGAGCCCAUUAUCGAACCGGUCUUUAAGAAGAGUUUCAACGUCAUUGUUUCUGAUCCUUUGUCCAUGCCUGUGAUCACCAGAAACUCAAACUGUUCAUCAGAAAGAUCUUCAGUGUCAAUAUGUGUGUUGUUGUGUUCAGUGAUGAAUGUGACAGGUGCGACUCUCUCCUGGCACAAAGGAAAUAGUUUAUUGUCCAGCUUCAGUGUGUCUGUUCCCAUAAAUCCACCAACAGAUGGGCUAUACCUGGAUAGGAGAAAAAGAUCCUACAAUGUGAUGCAGAACCCAAACAUCAACCUGGUUAACACCGCCCUGUCUCUACCUCUGGAGGUGGAAUAUCAGGAUACAAACACAUACAGAUGUGUGGUGUCCAAUUCAACCGACAAUCACACUCAACAUCUCCACAUCAAAGAGUUCUGUCAGGAAUGUUCAGGACCCACGUCACCUUUAUUUCUUUUUGCGCUGAUACCAGUUGUUCUCGUGUUGUUCUUGGUUGGGAUAUUUCUCUGCUGGAAGUAUGGAAAAGGAAGACAAGAGGGAAUCUGCUGCAAAUCGUCCCAUAAUGUAAUGAAGUGUUGUUCUGUGAACUGUCCCUUAGUUUACUGUUCAGAAUAGCUCAAUUUCUAAUCGAGUAUGUGUCCAGGCUGGUGAAAGAGCUGAAUUAUAUCAACAACAGAAUCAUGUAAACAUCAUUAACUCCCAGCAACGCCAAGCUGAUGUCUUUGCCCGAACUUGUGUUCUGUCAUUCAUUAUAAACAUCAAAUACUAUGUCAAAUCAAAACUCAUCCAUGUCUCCUAUUCAUUUAUGCCUUAAAGUCCCAAGUUCAAAGAUCUGUUUUUUUUUAUAAAUGUUUCUUUAAAUGUUUUUGAACAUAUUCAUUGCUAAAUUAAUCUAUUAUUUGAACAAGCAUUCCUGUAGCUCAAACAGUGAGGAAGGCUCGUCCCAGGUCAUCAGUUUAAUUCCCAGAGAAUGUAUGAACUUUAUAAAUUGUACAUGCAAUUCGCUUCGGAUUAAAGCAUCUGACCAAUACAUAAAUGUAUUGAGUAGAAAGAUUUGCAAUUGAAAGAUUGUUCAUAAGCAUUCAAUCAUUAUUGUGGGAUGGAGAUUCAUGUCUACAGUUAGACGGAGGACUAAUAAACUGUUUGUCAAGUAGUUAAUAAAGUGUUAAAGAUCACAAAUUGGUAUAAAAUUAAAAAAGUCAUUUUGUAAUAAUUACAAUGACAUAAUCCUAACGUUUUUCUUGUAACAACGUCAGUGAUUAUAGGAAAAUGCACAACGAAUAAACUAAAAAGAAAUACAGAAAAAUAGAGUCAUCCCCUGACAGAAUUACGUAUUUACUGCAAGCAAAAGAAAUAACAAGUAAAUGACAUUAGCUAGCAAGUUAAAUGUAUGUCUAUUAUUUUGGGUUACCAGUAGAAGAACUGUACUUGGCUAAACUUAAAUGUUACAAAGUAACACGGCAAAUAAACAAAUAGCCUAAUUUAGUUAAUAAAAUUAAUAUGCAGUAAAAUUCAACAAAUUACUUAUUUAAUAAGUAACUUCCCAGAAGUCGAACUCUAAAUAUAAUUCUUUUGAAGUCAUGGUUCUUCAUGUUUCAACACCUAAUACUAAAGAUAAAACACUUUCUAAAUUGAUUCUAGCUAUUGUAUAUAGGCCUCCAGGGCACCACACAGAUUUUAUUAAAGAAUUUGGUGGGUUCUUAUCAGAACUAGUACUGGCCGCAGAUAGACUCCUUGUCGUU
This is a messenger RNA of Triplophysa rosa, 2347 nucleotides long. RefSeq lists its product as uncharacterized. The transcript has 6 exons. The record is from RefSeq and is a predicted model, not a curated record. The coding region runs from base 270 to 1220 and encodes 316 amino acids. NCBI's taxonomy places the organism in Eukaryota, Metazoa, Chordata, Actinopteri, Cypriniformes, Nemacheilidae.